Molecule: messenger RNA, 669 nt
Organism: Xylaria bambusicola
Lineage: Eukaryota; Fungi; Ascomycota; Sordariomycetes; Xylariales; Xylariaceae
Exons: 1
Coding region: 101-484 (127 amino acids)
Source: RefSeq, a predicted model, not a curated record
AAUCAGGUUUCCUAGUGUCGCACCCGCAAACCUCAUAGCCAAUCUGCUUUCAAACACACGGCGGGAAAAUCAAGUUUAACGGCGCUGUAAAUUUGACGGCAUGAUGUCGUCUACCAAAAAGCGAUCCCGCUGGGGAUGUGAUAACGCGGGGUCGAGCCUCGUCAGUCUGCCAACAGCCAUCACAGUAGCCAUGACGAGCGAACAGAUUGAAGCAUAUAUCCUUCACGUGCGUAUUGAAGAAAUUACCCAGAAGUUACUGAACGACGACAUUAUCCCGGCUAAUCAAGAUCGCAGAUCCCUUUCUCCUGACUCACGGUACGACGCCGUCGGCAGACGAAUCAACACGCGUCACCAGCGCCAUCGCCAGCGCCUCGAGGAUGAGCGCCACUCACUUAUCUGCACCGCUAUUAGCAUCAUCUCUGUCAAGGAGUUUCCAGAGAUAACUUCAUCGGUCAGCUCCUCGGUCCUCGCGGACGCAGCCUAGCUGAAAUGAACAUGCAGUCAGGUGCUAAUAUCGUCAUCCGUAGGAAGGGGUCGGUGACGGAAGGGAGAGGAAGAGGAAGGGCAAAGGCCAGUGGUCGGCGCGAAAUCAACGAUAGAAAUUUGCUGCAGCUACGAGACCUCGCUGUUGUAAACGGGACCUUACGAGACGACUAGAGUCGUGGUGAG